CCUUCGAGAGCACGAACAGCGCGUAUAUCAACGCCAUACACCUGUUCGUGACACUUGAACCCACAGCCGGACUUCGUUUCGUUUGAAUUUUCAUCUCUUGCUCUUUUUGAGUGGCAGAUUCUUCUAUUCGACCAUCGCCAGUUCGUGGCUUAUCAGCAUCCCGCAGAGAACUACUAGACCGAUCUCUGUUGUUCACUGUUGGGAGUCACCGUGCUCUCUGCCACCAGUUUCGUUUCCAUGGCUCAGACAAUGAUGCAAGAGCUAGCUAUACGCCCCCGUCAGCAUCCAAGCCGGAUAUCGAUCGAUGCUCUUUUGAACCCUCAAGACGAAGAACGUGUCCCGCAAGAAUAUCCACGGGAACUGCAAUACUACCAGAAUCCCAUUGCACUUCAUUACUCCUCACAAUCCGUGGGGUUCUCUGAACAUAUGGGCUUCGUCGGACCCCCACGAUCAGCACACUCCUCUCCAGGUCCCUACAGACGCGAGCGGUACGACUCGGUAUCGAGUAGCGCGUCCAAUGUAUCCGAACGUCGUCGUCCUCCUCGACCGAAGUACGAGGAAGAGGAGAUGUAUUUCAUCUGGUAUCACCGCGUCGAUCUCUCUCAAGACUGGAAGGAAGUACGGGAAAGUUUCAACAGGCAAUUUCCCAACCGACAACGACGUGGCUUCCAAGGGAUCCAGUGCAAAUUUUACCGUUUCAUCAAAGAAAAGAAAUGCCCAACUUUAAGAGAGCAAAGACGCAUGCGCGAUGGAGAGUUCAUCGCUCGUAACGGUUCAGGGCUGUCGGAUUGUUCGCCCCGUUUCGGCGUCAGAGAGUGGCUCCCAGGCGUAUGGUAUCCGUGGAUGAAUACUAAAUUAUGACAUUGAUAAUCCCUAUGCCUGGAGAAAAUGUACCAGCUUUCCACGCUUGGUACUUUCUCACUUUUGAUUAUUUUCACAUGGGGAAUGUGCUACAUUCCCUACCAGCGAUAACUUCUCAUGACAGUCUACGACAGCAGUGCAGUCAUUUCAUAUUCCCCCCGACACAAUUCUAUGGCGGUGUUCUUGCGCUCUUUGCUUUGGACCUUGAUUCCUGGCGUCUUU
This is a messenger RNA of Paecilomyces variotii, 1083 nucleotides long. RefSeq lists its product as hypothetical. Lineage: Eukaryota; Fungi; Ascomycota; Eurotiomycetes; Eurotiales; Thermoascaceae. The record is from RefSeq and is a predicted model, not a curated record. The coding region runs from base 238 to 861 and encodes 207 amino acids. The transcript has a single exon.